AUGGCAAAACGCACAAUUGAAGACGUCGAGACCGAAGUGGCCGCUGCUGGAGCCGAUCUAAUCUCCAAAAAGAAAAAGAAGGACAAGAGUGAGAAGAAAUCUAAGUCUAAGAAGGACACUAUUCCCGGAAUCGUUGUCGCGGAUGCCGCACCUGCGCCUGAAACCGAGAAAGAGGAGACCAAUGGUGUGAGUGCUGAACCAGAGAAGAAAGAAAAGAAGGAAAAAAAGGAUAAGAAGGAGAAGAAGGAGAAGAAAGAAAAGGAGAAGAAGGAGAAGAAGGAGAAAAAGGAGAAAAAGGGCGAGGAGAAGGGCGAGGAGAAGGGCGAAGAAAAGAGCGAAACAGUAAACGAACCAAAAGCCGAUACCCUAGCUAUAGAAGAAGCGGCAGAACCCAAAAAGUUAUCGAAAGAAGAACGAAAAGCCGCAAAGAAGUCAGCAAAAGAAGCAAAGAAGGCCACGGAAUCAAACGGUACCACCAAUGGCGCCGAAUCUCCGAAGGAGACAGUCGCUGCAGAUAAAUACAAUGGUUCCACAGGAGCCCCAGUAGCGACCUCGGGGUACACUCAGAGCUCCGAGCUGACAGGCCUUCCGAAGACUACAGUUGACGAGUACCUUAACAAACACGCCAUCUUAAUUAAUGACCCACAUUCAUCUAACCUUCGCCCAAUAACCUCGUUCUCUCACCUUCCUUCUCACACAUUCGAUUUCUCAGCCUUCUCAGCACCUACCCCAAUUCAGGCCGCGACAUGGCCAUACACUCUUUCUGGUUACGACUGUAUUGGUGUUGCCGAGACAGGAUCUGGCAAGACGCUAGCAUUCUCCGUUCCGGCAAUUCGUCACAUUGCCUCCCUGAAGACCUCAACCAAGGGCUCAAAGGGUGUUAAGGUUGUAGUUGUAUCACCCACCAGAGAGCUGGCAAUGCAGAUCUACGAGACGAUGGAGAAGUUCUCAAAGGCUGCAAAGCUAAAUGCUGUCUGUAUCUAUGGUGGUGUGCCAAAAGACGAGCAAAGACAGAAGCUUAAGCGUGCGGACAUCAUUGUAGCAACUCCCGGAAGAUUACAGGAUCUCAUCGAUGAAGGAUGUGCAGACUUAAGUCAAGUCUCAUACCUAGUCCUUGACGAGGCUGAUAGAAUGCUCGAUAAAGGUUUUGAGGACGCAAUCCGCAAAAUCAUCUCUGUCACACCCACCGCUUCCCGCCAAACACUUAUGUUCACAGCUACAUGGCCCACAUCAGUUCGUGAGCUCGCAGCCACAUUCAUGAAGACCCCAGUCAAGAUCACAAUUGGUGACCGGGACGACCUCCGUGCGAACAUCCGUAUCAAGCAGACUGUCGAAGUUAUCGAUCAACGUGCCAAGGAGCAGCGACUUCUCGCUCUCGUCAGACAACACCAGUCCGGCGCCAUGAAAGACGAUCGUAUCCUCGUAUUCUGUCUAUACAAGAAGGAAGCGACAAGAAUAGAGAUGUUCCUUCGUAACCAGGGCGGUUUCAGAGUUGCUGGUAUUCAUGGAGAUUUAAGUCAGGAGCAAAGAACCCGAGCACUUGGGCAGUUUAAAGAUGGCAGUUGCCCGUUAUUGAUCGCGACUGAUGUCGCGGCGAGAGGAUUGGAUAUCCCGAAGGUGAAAUUAGUUAUUAAUGUUACUUUCCCAUUGACAAUUGAGGACUAUGUUCAUCGUAUUGGACGAACUGGAAGAGCCGGAGCUGAUGGGAUGGCUUAUACCUUCUUCACUGAGCACGAUAAGGCACACUCCGGUGCUCUCGUAAACGUACUCAAGGCAGCUGGACAGCCCGUACCGGAGAGUUUGUUGAAAUUCGGAACUACAGUGAAGAAGAAGGAGCACUCUGUAUAUGGCGCUUUCUAUAAGGAGACGGAUGGUGCGAAAGCGGCGACAAAAAUCAAGUUUGAUGACUAA
Messenger RNA from Morchella importuna, 1911 nucleotides. RefSeq lists its product as uncharacterized. Gene Ontology annotation, biological process: rRNA processing. Lineage: Eukaryota; Fungi; Ascomycota; Pezizomycetes; Pezizales; Morchellaceae. The coding region runs from base 1 to 1911 and encodes 636 amino acids. Gene Ontology annotation, molecular function: RNA helicase activity; ATP binding; RNA binding. The transcript has 3 exons. The record is from RefSeq and is a predicted model, not a curated record. Gene Ontology annotation, cellular component: nucleolus.